Molecule: messenger RNA, 1780 nt
Organism: Rhodamnia argentea
Lineage: Eukaryota; Viridiplantae; Streptophyta; Magnoliopsida; Myrtales; Myrtaceae
Product: 3-hydroxyisobutyryl-CoA hydrolase 1-like
Exons: 14
Coding region: 93-1247 (384 amino acids)
Biological process (GO): L-valine catabolic process
Molecular function (GO): 3-hydroxyisobutyryl-CoA hydrolase activity
Source: RefSeq, a predicted model, not a curated record
UAUUUAUUUUGUGGCAAACACACGACAAUUGUUACGUCCCAGGAGACGGAGAAGAGAAGGCACUCCUCGCUGUAUCGACAAGCACAAGUUCCAUGGCUUCCUUCUCCUCCGCCGGUAGUGGCCAGGAAGAUCAGGUUUUGGUGGAGGAGAAGCCGUUUGUGAGAACACUGAUACUAAACAGACCCAAGCAACUGAAUGCUGCAUCGUAUUAUAUGAUAUCUCGGUUAUCAGAACUUUUCCUUCUUUAUGAGAGGGAUUCUAAUGUGAAGUUGGUAAUCUUAAAGGGCAAGGGGAGAGCUUUUUGUGCUGGUGGUGAUGUUGCAACUGUUGUGCGUGAUAUUAACAAUGGAAAUUGGAAGUCAGGUGCAAUCUUCUUUCGGAAGGAGUUUACUUUAAAUUAUCUGAUGGCAACAUACAGUAAACCUCAGGUUUCGAUCUUGAAUGGCAUUGUCAUGGGAGGAGGGGCUGGUUGUUCCAUACAUGGCAGUUUACGCGUGGCAACAGAAAAUUCGGUUUUUGCUAUGCCUGAAACAGCUCUGGGUCUCUUUCCAGACGUAGGCGCCUCAUAUUUCUUGUCAAGGCUCCCAGGACAUUUUGGGGAGUAUCUUGGUCUUACUGGUGCUAGAUUGGAUGGAGCCGAGAUGCUUGCAUGUGGCCUUGCAACUCACUUUGUUCCCUCAGCGAAAUUGCCGUCCCUAGAAGCAGCUCUACACACGGUAGAUUCUAGUGAUCAAGCAAUAAUUUCAGCAAUUAUUGGUCAAUACUCCGAGCUGCCUUUGUUGAAAGAGCAAAGUGCGUACCAUUGGUUGGAUGUCAUCAAUAGGUGCUUCUCACGAAGAACAGUGGAAGACAUUCUAUCUGCUCUUGAGCAAGAAGCCACAAAUAAGGUAGAUGAUUGGAUCCAUGCCUCACUUCAGUCACUGAAGAAAGCAUCACCAACAAGCCUUAAAAUUUCUCUUAGAUCGAUAAGAGAAGGUCGACUACAAGGAGUUGGCCAGUGCCUUGUACGAGAAUACAGAAUGGUUUGCCAUGUAAUGCGAGGCGAAGUCAGCAAGGACUUUGUUGAGGGUUGCAGAGCCUUACUCUUGGACAAGGAUAAGAAUCCAAAGUGGGAGCCUCCUAGAUUGGAAUUUGUCACUGACAAGAUGGUAGACAAGUAUUUCUCCAAAGUGGAUGAUGAAGACUGGGAAGAUCUAAAGCUUCCUGCCAGAUCAAAUUUGCCUGCAUCUGCUAUCUCAAAGCUGUGACUCUCGGUAUGGAAGAUAUUUUCGCUAUCAAUAAAUUAGGUGGUGCAAUAAGCUGCAUGGUGUGGAAUAGUAAUCAAGAUGAGUCCUUGUGCGUUAUGGAAAAGGCUAUCAAUCUGACGGACUUUAGACACAAAAUGACAUGAGGUCCAUGAUCUGAGAUGGCCACAUGAAAAUUAACUAGACAAUAGUUGUGUUGUACAUCUAAUAGAGUGAUUACUCUCAUCAAUGAGUGAAGUCUCCCCGAAACAAUUGAAAGUCUUGGCCAUUUGACAGGAAGAGAACCAUGUAAUGACACCACAGUCAGCAAAUUAGUUGUAGAGCAUCAGAUAUGCCUGAACUGUUUCUUCUAACCGAACUAGAUGUAAAGCAUCAGAUAUGCCUGCACAAAUUGUUUCUUCUACUUCUGAGUCUUAGCAGAGACUGCAUCCUGCAUGCUUCGCAGAUUCAUGCUUCUGCACGGGUUUGUUGCAAUUUAUAGAUGAAUUCUUUUGACUUUCUUAUCGUCUAUUGGCCGAUAGUAGCCCUCUUUCGUA